This is a messenger RNA of Magnolia sinica, 1492 nucleotides long. RefSeq lists its product as uncharacterized. The transcript is spliced from 7 exons. The record is from RefSeq and is a predicted model, not a curated record. The coding region runs from base 211 to 1209 and encodes 332 amino acids. NCBI's taxonomy places the organism in Eukaryota, Viridiplantae, Streptophyta, Magnoliopsida, Magnoliales, Magnoliaceae.
ACGGUGGAUGGAUUGGACGUUCUGCCUACAUGGCAUAGGCCCAGAAGCUCGAGCGUAACGAAAAUACCCCCCGAUAAAUUCCGCGUUCCAUCGAACUCCUCGCUUCUCAAUAUACCAAAAUGCCCUCACCUCAUCACCGUUUCCUCCCAGUGAUUAAAAACUCAAAAUCUCAAACCCCACCCCAUCUCACUACUUUCCAUUCUCCCCACCAUGGCCCUCAUCUCCUGCAAUUUCCCCUCCUUCCAUUUCCCACCUAAACCCCCAACAAUUCCCAGAAUCCCAUCCCUAUCCCCACCCAACACCCAACUUCCGAAACUACCCCUCAAACCCUGCAAGUUCACUCCUCAAUUCUCCUCAAUUUCUACCAGAUUUGCCCUUCAAAUCUGCCACAAUUCCUUAAACAGCCAGAAUCCAAAAGAUCCAAUUCCAGAAAAAGGAUUUCCAGCGGAAGGAAACACAACUGGCGAUGGAAAUGGCGGCAAUAGCAGCGACUGGACAACCUCGAUCCUGCUCUUUGCGUUGUGGGCCGCACUCAUCUACUACGUUUUCGCGCUCACGCCAGACCAGACUCCGUUUAGGGAUAUGUAUUUCUUGCAAAAGCUGCUGAAUUUGAGAGGAGACGAUGGGUUCCAUAUGAAUGAAGUGCUUGUCUCGCUGUGGUACAUCAUGGGUCUGUGGCCUUUGGUAUAUAGCAUGCUGCUUCUUCCCAGUGGCAGAAGCUCAAGGAGCAAAAUCCCCGUAUGGCCGUUUCUUGUCCUUUCAUGCUUCGGUGGUGCAUAUGCUCUCAUUCCAUAUUUCGUUCUUUGGAGGCCGCCGCCCCCCGCACUCGAUGAAGCUGAACUUGGGAGAUGGCCUUUGAACAUUCUUGAAUCAAAAAUAACUGCUGGGAUAUUGAUUGCUGCAGGUUUAGGCGUCAUUGGGUAUGCAGGUCUGGCUGAUGGCGAUGUGUGGAAGGAAUUCUACCAGUACUUCAGAGAAAGCAAGUUUAUUCAUAUCACAUCCAUUGAUUUCUCAUUGCUGUCAGUGUUCGCUCCAUUUUGGGUUUACAAUGAUAUGACUGCCCGGAAAUGGUUUGAUAAAGGUUCUUGGCUUCUCCCUCUGGCGUUGAUUCCAUUUUUGGGGCCUGCUUUGUAUCUUAUCUUGCGGCCUCCUCUUUCAGCGGGAGCUGAGAAUGUAGUGAAGGUUGAGGAAUGGAUAAAUCCUAAGUAGGCAACAGAAGCCAGAAGAACACAAACAUGCAUGAAGAUAUAUGUACAAAUGGAAGAUCAUGUGAUUUUAGCCACAGGUCGAUGGGCCGCAGAUGCCACACGGGUAUAUAAACACAUCCGACGCCUCUCCUUUUUCCCAAUUUAUGGCAGUUGAAAUGCCAGUAAGCAUGUCUAAAUGUUCCAAGGAAACCACAAAUUCUUGUCCGUGUGUGUUUUUUUUUUUUUGAAAUCCCAUCACAUGCUUAGAACCACACAAGGAAAAUAAAAAAAUUCACUUCAUUUUU